GAAGCAGGAGCAGCCCCGCAGCUCUCUCGGGGAUGGCUCAAAUCAAAUGCGGAAGUUUACACCCAGGAAAGCUGCUGCCGCGCCGCCGUCACUCUCCAAAUGAAUGUUGACAUGACAGGAGCCGCGCGCCCGUGACAGACAGCGGAGGGGAGACCGUAGGAGGAUUUUAGGAGUUAUGUCUUCUCUUGGCACGGCGGAGAGACGCGCGUUCGCUCUCAAAAUCAACAGGACCUCCUCGUCUGAGAUCCGGAAACACUAUGGAAACUAUGGAAACUUUGGAGUCUUGCACAGCAGGACAAACUCUAAUGCGUCCGCCUCGGUGUCUCUCACUGUGCCGCAGUCGUACGAGGCGGUGGACCCCUUGGAUCUGGAGGACUUCCUGAUGUCUCAGUUAUACAGCACAGACUCGGGCCUGAUGCAGGAGCUCGGAGACUUCCCCAAUGACGACCUCAGCGUGGAGAAGGUGGAGAGGGAGUGCCGAACCGUCCGCCACUCUGUCCCCGAGGAUGGACCGGAGCUGGAUCCUCACGUGAGAGACUGCGUGAAGAGCUACACCCAGCCUUGGAUUGUCGUCACCAGAAGGUGCCAGGGCGACGGCUGGAGCUCGUACGCAGAGAGAACUGAAUUCCACAAACUCCUCCAGAAACAGACGUUUGAGUCCGACGUGCAGACGGAGAAACAGCACACAACUGUGAAGUCCCCAUCUCUGGCCGUGCUGAGCGACGACUCUGGCCGCACGCUGACCUCCUCAGACUUCAACCUGCGCUGUCUGACCCCUGACCAGAGGGUGGAGGGGCUGCUGGCCUUUAGCAGUCACGAGGAGCUGGACCGGUUCAACCAAGAGGCCCGACUCGGAAACAGACACCCGGAGCUGUAUGCACUGUGUCCUCCAGCUGACGAGGAAGAUGCUGUGGAGAUCAGACCCAUCCCAGACUGUCCCAAAGAACACAUUGGAGACCGCAUCCUUAUCCGAUGUCAAUCCAUCAAGUUUGAGAUCGACAUCGAGCCCAUUUUCGCCACAAUGGCCCUGUACGACCUCAAAGAAAAAAAGAAGAUAUCUGAGAACUUCUACUGUGACUUGAAUUGCGAUCAGUUUAAAAACUUCCUGAAAGUUCACACCCCUCACGUGGAUCACUCCACUCUGGCCCGUUCUGCCAUCUUCUCCAUCACCUACCCUUCCCCCGACAUCUACCUGGUCAUAAAGCUUGAAAAGGUGCUGCAGCAGGGGGAGAUUGCAGAAUGCGCCGACCCUUACUUGACCCUGAGAGAAACUGAGUCAGGGAAGAAUAAGGACAAACUGGAUAAGCUGCGGGGUCAGGCGGAGACCUUCUGCUACAGACUGGGGCGUUAUCGUAUGCCCUUCGCGUGGGCGACCGUCAACAUCAUGGAGGUCAUUUCCACGGCAACAGCUUCAAUGGACACUACUGACUCGGACAGCUUAAGAGGAGGUAAAUCCAGCAGUAUAGACCGGCGGAUUCAACUCCCCAGAAGAAACUCUGAGCGCUACAGCACUUUCGAGGAUCAGUUGUGUAAUAUUUCUUCCUUCAAAUGUGCAACCAUCACCAUCAGCACCAUCUUCAAACAAGAGGGUGAUCGCUUGAGUGAUGAGGACUUGCUGAAGUUCCUUUCCGAUAUUAAAAAGACGUCCACUCCACAACGAAGAAUAAAGACAAUUCCAGGCAACAUCCGACUGGACAUGUCCCCUCUCCACGACACUCCUCAGGCCUGUUUGUCCACAGAGCUCAUCCCUCUGAUCCCAGCGUCCGAGAAAACCAUAAGACCCGUGAAAGAGGUGCUGGAGUUCCCGUCCAGCGAAGUCUACGUCCCCCAUAGCAUUUACAGGAAUCUGCUGUUUGUGUAUCCUCAGCGGCUAAACUUUGUGAACAGAUUAACAUCAGCCAGAAACAUCACCAUUAAAAUUCAGUUCAUGAGUGGAGAGGACCCAACCUGCUCUAUGCCGGUAAUUUUUGGAAAGUCAAGUGGUCCUGAGUUUGUCCGGGAAGUCUACACACCAGUGACCUACCAUAACAAGUCCCCAGACUUCUAUGAGGAGGUAAAAAUAGCGUUGCCCGCUCGCCUCACAGAGAGACAUCACCUGCUGUUCACUUUCUACCACAUCAGCUGCCAACAGAAGCAGAACCAGAGCGGGAGCUGUGAGACUCUCAUCGGAUACUCCUGGCUUCCCAUGUUGCAUAGCGAUCGGCUGCAGGCGGGUCAGUUUUGUUUGCCCAUUGUUUUGGAUCGACUCCCAAUAAACUACUCUCUUCACCCACCAGAGAAACUCCCUCCUCAGGUUCCCCCAGUCAAAUGGAUGGAAAGUCAUAAAGGACUUUUUAAUCUUGAGAUCCAGGCUGUGUCGUCUGUGCACACUCAGGAUAACCACUUGGAGCGGUUCUUCACGCUGUGUCACGCUCUGGAGGGUGGGGCCACGUUCCCUCUGAGGGUCCGAGAUGAGAAGAUCCCAGAAAACAAACUGGAGCACGAGCUCAAACUCAGCAUCAUCUCCCUGUCCUCCUCCAGCCUGGAGCCUCUGGUCAGCUUCCUCCACCUGGUCCUGGACAAACUCUUCACUCUCAUCAUGCAGCCCAUGGUCAUCGCUGGGCAGACAGCGAACCUUGCCCAGAUCGCAUUUGAAUCAGUGGUGUCCAUCGUCAACAGUCUUCACAACAGUCAGGAGCUGAUCCGAGACCAGCAGGGACGAAACUGCCUCUUAGCCACAUACCUGUACUGGGUCUUCUGUCUGCCCGACCCCCCAAAAGACAUACACAUCUCAGGUCCAGGAACCAUCACGGCGUCCAUAGAGCCGUUUCCCUUCAGCACUAUGAGCAGAGUCACAGCUUCUGCCAUCGGGAAUAUGCUUCUGCAGUCCAGGGUCCGCAGCAGCAGUAACCCCGACAUCCCGGGUCCUCACAGCUCUGCAGAGGACAAUGAAGUGCAGAAUAUACUCGCCAAGGGUCACAACAUCGCCGGCAGCCGCAUGUCGACCUACGUCGAGGGGAACAACCAGAACGCUGCAGGGAGCACCAGGCCGUCCAACAGGAAGCUGUUCCACGAGGAGCUGGCCUUACAGAUGGUCGUCAGCACCGGCGUCUGCAGAGAGAACUCCUACAAAUAUGCAUGGUUCUUCUUUGAGCUUCUGGUGAAAAGCAUGGCUCAGCAUGUCUCCCAACUGGACAAACAAAACGUCCCUCGGAGAAGCCGCUUUUCCGACCGCUUCAAAGAUGACAUCACCACCAUCGUCUCCGUGGUUACUGCGGAAAUUUGCACCAUUCUGGUCAAACAGCAGAAGGAGGUGGAACAAGCGGAGAAAGUCAACAUCAGCCUGGCCUUCUUCCUGUACGACCUGCUGUCUCUCAUGGACCGGGGAUUUGUGUUUCUGCUGGUGAAAAACUACUGCAACCAGAUGACGUCCAAGAGCGUGUCCAUGCCCACCCUGAUCAGCAUGCGUCUGGAGUUCCUGAGGAUCUUGUGCAGUCACGAGCACUACCUGAACCUGAGCCUUUUCUUCAGCAGCCCGGCCUCAGCUCCCGCCUCCCCCUGUCCGUCCAUCUCCUCUCAGAGUUCUGGCAGUUUCCAGGAGCAGCAGAGGUUCUUGGCUCUGUUUGAACUCUCUCAUGAGUUUAAACAGCAGCACUAUCUGACCGGUCUGCUCCUGACUGAACUCAACGCUGCCCUGGACAUGGAGUCAGAGGGAGCGAAGGUGCAAAGAAAAGCCAUUAAUGCUGUUUACAGUCUGCUGUGCACUCACGAUCUGGACCAACGCUGUGUGAAACCUGAAGUCAGAGCUAAAGUGGCUGCUCUCUACCUCCCUCUUGUGGGCAUCAUUAUCGACUCCACUAAUUAUCUGGACUUCACUGUUUGUGACAGCCGAGGCGGGAAAAACAAGUCUGGGGGACCGGACGAUGACCUUGAAAACAUCCCGCCCAUCAAUCAGUCUGUUGCCAUGGCGAUCGCCGGGAACCCCUUCAACACCCUCGGCCGCAAUGUGCUCGUUUCCAUGGCGUCGAUGCAGGGCAAAUCCGUAGCCACGUUGCCCGCAGACACCAGUCGAAACCUGCUCGUCUGUUUCCUUUGGGUGAUGAAGAACGCAGACCUAAGUUUGAUCCAGCGCUGGACGGUGGACAUGCCCCCUUCACAACUCAACAAACUGCUGGAGCUCCUCACCAUCUGCCUCUCCUGCUUUGAAUACAGGGGCAAGCAGAGCACAGACAAAGUGAGUGCUCUGGCGCUACAGAAGUCCCAGCAGGCCAAGCUGCAGCUGGAGGAGGCUCUGCUGAAGGGGGCCGGGGCCAGAGGGGACAUGAUGAAGAGAGUUGGAGGCAUGGACAAAACCUUGAGCUAUGGAGACAACCGACGCUGGAGGAAAGACCUGACCCAGUGGAGGCAAACCAAUGAUCGACAAGAUAAAACAAAAGCAGAAUUGGACCAAGAAGCUUUGAUCAGUGGAAAUUUGGCCACGGAAGCAAACCUCAUCGUUCUGGAUCUGCUGGAAACCAUUGUACAGGCGGUGCCACUGGCUGAUUGUAAGGACAGUGUGGUGGGUGGGGUCCUUAGGGUGCUCCUUCACUCCCUCACCUGUAAUCAGAGCACCACGUUCCUCUGUCACACCUUCAGCACACUACGGGCGCUCAUCGUCAAGUUUGGAGACCUGCUGUUCGAGGAGGAGGCGGAGCAGUGUUCAGAUCUGUGUCAGAAGGUGCUCCAGUACUGCAGCAGCCCAGUGGACGAGAACAGGAGCCAGGCCUGUGCCACUCUCUACCUCAUCAUGAGAUACAGCUACAGCAACGCCAGCAAUUUCUCCCGGGUGAAGAUGCAGGUCACCAUGUCUCUGGCGUCUCUCGUGGGACAAUCCUCAGACUUCCAGGAGGAGCAUUUACGGCGUUCACUCCGCACCAUCUUGGCCUAUGCAGAGGAGGACUCAGAGAUGCAGAAUACACAGCUACCCUCUCAGGUGGAUGAGCUGCUAAGGAACCUGAACAGUAUUUUGUCAGACACUGUCAAAAUGAGAGAAUUUCAAGAAGACCCUGAGAUGUUGAUGGAUCUCAUGUACAGGAUCGCUAAGGGUUACCAGACGUCUCCUGACCUCCGCCUGACCUGGCUGCAGAACAUGGCAGAGAAACACAACAACAGGAAGUGCUACACGGAGUCGGCCAUGUGUCUGGUGCACGCCGCCGCCCUGGUGGCAGAGUACCUGAGCAUGCUGGAGGACCACAAGUACUUACCUGUGGGCAGCGUCACUUUCCAGAACAUCUCUCCUAACGUGCUGGAGGAGUCUGCCGUGUCCGAUGACAUCCUGUCCCCCGAUGAAGACGGCGUGUGCUCGGGGCGGUACUUCACGGAGAGCGGUUUGGUCGGGCUUCUGGAGCAGGCUGCAGAGCUGUUCAGCAACGGUGGUCUUUACGAAGCUGUGAAUGAAGUUUACAAGAUCAUAAUACCGAUAUUGGAAGCACACAGAGACUUCAGAAAGCUGUCUUCUACUCACAGCAAGCUGCAGAAGGCAUUUGACAACAUCAUUCAAAAGGGCCAUAAGAGGAUGUUUGGAACGUAUUUUCGAGUAGGGUUUUAUGGAUCUAAGUUUGGUGACCUGGAUGAACGAGAAUUUAUCUACAAAGAGCCCGGGAUCACACAUCUGCCGGAGAUCUCUCACAGACUGGAGAAUUUCUAUAGUCAGUGUUUUGGAGAUGAUACGUUGGUUAUGAUAAAGGAUUCUUCGCCGGUGGACCAAACGCAGCUCAAUCCAAACAAGGCGUACAUCCAGAUCACUUUUGUGGAGCCGUACUUUGACGACUACGAAAUGAAAGACCGAAUGACAAACUUUGAGAAAAACUUCAACUUGCGGCGUUUCAUGUACACCACUCCAUUCACCAAGAGUGGGCGACCGCGCGGUGAACUCAACGAACAAUACAAAAGGAAGACUAUUCUGACCACAAUGCACGCCUUCCCCUACGUCAAGACGCGCCUUAAUGUCAUACAGAAAGAAGAGUUUGACCUGACCCCGAUCGAAGUGGCCAUAGAGGACAUGCAGAAGAAGACCAGGGAGUUAGCAGUGGCCACACACAGAGAGCAGCCCGACGCUAAGAUGCUACAGAUGGUGCUGCAGGGAUCGGUGGGAGCAACUGUCAACCAGGGUCCUUUAGAGGUGGCCCAAGUCUUCCUGAAUGAGAUCCCAGCCGACCCCAAGCUGUUCCGUCACCACAACAAACUGCGCCUGUGUUUCAAAGAGUUCAUAAUGAGAUGCGGGGAGGCAGUGGAGAAGAAUAAGCACUUAAUCACCUCAGACCAGAAGGAAUACCAGCAAGAACUGAAAAAGAACUACAACCGCCUGAGAGAAAACCUGCGGCCGAUGUUGGAGAGGAAGAUUCCCGAGCUGUAUAAACCCAUCAUCCGACCGCGACUGGAAAACAGGGAUUCCUUCAAACGCCUAAGUUUCCGCCGUAAUGCCGAAGAAAACUCGUGAGACGCACGCCACGCUUUCUCUGGUUCUGCUGUGGAAAGGAAGGGGGAACUGUCACAGCGCUGAGAAAAUAACAAGGAACAGUGAACAUAGUAUUUUGUGUUAUCUGUCGUAAUCUUGUGGUUACUAGAUGCAGAGGUACAACUUCAAAACCAAUGUGUAGUUUAUCCAGGGGUUUCAGAAUGAUGCAAAGAUAAGAGUUCAAAAACUAAAUAUUCCAUGUGUUGAAUGGUCCUCAAAAUGGCACCAUAUAACGAGAAGCUGGAACCAGUGAAAAGGUUGAGUUCACAAAAAAAAUCGUAAUGUAUUUUUAAAUGUUAUAAACUAAAAGUGGCACAGACUUGGUCAAAUUUGUUGAACCAAUUUUAAUUUCAGUGUGUGUGGAUUUUAUGUUAAGUGAUUUCUAUUAAAAACAGUCAAUUCCCCAUAGAGUUUUAUUGAUACAACAUUUCCUGGCAGUGCGAUGCUAAUUAUAGGCACUGCUCUGUCUGAAGUUGUGUUAUUCAUGUUAGAUUUUAUUAACCUGAGCUUUGUUUAAACACAAUCCGAUCAUAAAAAAGUUGACUUAGCCGGAGUUACAACAGGUGAGCUGAUUUGUGCUUUGGACAAGUCAACAGUUUUUCUCACCUCUUACGUAAACGGGACCAUAAACGCUCAUAACGAUCCCAGACGCUGAAAAUAUUUAGUUUAAAUCCAUUUUGUGUUCUUUCUUGAGUUUUCAGACAAUGUUAAAACUUGUUUGACAGUCCUAAUGUGCGGGCUUUCCUUCAGAGACAUGCAAGCAGAACAUGUCAAUAAAUUACAUCAAAUUCAAGUGAACACAACCUAUUCACAUCCUAAUCAUCAAAUGCAGUUUUUUUUUUUUUUUUACAAUCUUAUCCUAAUGUAUGCUGCAAACUUUUUUCAUUCGGUCAAAACAGCCAGAGAGAUCUAACCCAGGACCCCACGUCUCCACCUUUUGUGCAUAUGUAUUACGUCUAAUAUAUAAGAAAAUAUAUUUUGGUGCCGUACUUAAGUCACUUUGUAUUCAGUGAUGAUAGAUGAUUUUGCUAUGCUGUGUGCCUCUGGAUAUUCCACUUUGGGCAUUUGAACAUAAUGUAUGCUGGUGAGAGCAGAGGCAAAAUAGAGAUACAAAUUUAGUGUCAAAGUUUAGCACCGUUCCCAUUCGUUUUAGCGUGACAGCGUUUAAAAAUGUUUGUUGCAGAAUACAAUUGUGGAUUAAGACGUAUCUCUUGACUAGAAUUCUCCAACUAAACCCCAUUUUGUAUUUUGUACAGAGAAAAUAGUUUGUUUACAAAGAUUUAUGAAACUAUUUUAUUUUACCGUAUUUUAGCUUUAAAAUAAUAGCAAUAAUGUAUAAUAUUUAGUAGUCUCAUUGUUUUUAGUAACUUUCUGUAAAUAAGCCACAUUCAACACCAGUGCCAAAUGCAGUCAUUACUAAUGGUAUAAUAAUAUAUUGUGUUUAAAAUAGUUUUUCUCAAGAACAUUCCAGAGUAAGUUGCAUUGAAAUAAUCAUAUUUUAAGAGUAAUAUCUCACAAUGACGAUGUUUUAAGCGUAUACCAUUACUCAGUCUUUCCUAGUGCUUCCAGGUACAACAGUUUUUAGUGUUAAAUACUUUGAUGAGUAUUAUGUGUUUAGUUUUAUUCCAUUUGAAACAAUUUUGAAAAGCACACGAUGUAAUGUACAGGCAUUUUGUGUUAAAUGAAUGGCACUCAACCACUGGAUUUGUAUUUUAAAAUGUGUUCUUAUUCCUCAGUUUGUAUGUUUAUGUUGUAUUUUAACAAUUGUUUUUAACGUGUCUGUACAGUGAUCAGAGCAGCUAAAUAAAUUUUAAUUUAUGCUCAA
This is a messenger RNA of Boleophthalmus pectinirostris (great blue-spotted mudskipper), 8300 nucleotides long. It is a transcript of the gene dock8, whose product is annotated as dedicator of cytokinesis 8. The transcript has 48 exons. The record is from RefSeq and is a predicted model, not a curated record. Lineage: Eukaryota; Metazoa; Chordata; Actinopteri; Gobiiformes; Gobiidae. Gene Ontology annotation, molecular function: guanyl-nucleotide exchange factor activity. Gene Ontology annotation, biological process: small GTPase-mediated signal transduction; positive regulation of GTPase activity; positive regulation of establishment of T cell polarity. The coding region runs from base 176 to 6457 and encodes 2093 amino acids. Gene Ontology annotation, cellular component: cell leading edge.